UGUGCUCAUUACCGAGAUGUAAAAAGCGUCUCUCUCUCUCGCAUCCACCACCACAGAACAGAGCCUCAGUUUGACUAGGUAGAUUGGUAAAGAAAGCAGUACCCACCACCCAAGUACCCGGGCAGUUCCUCAUCAUCAUUCCUAGGGUUUUGUUAAUCAACAAGACCCAUGGCGGGGUUCGAUGGCUCCGAAUCCCAGCAACAAAACCAGCUAUUCAGCGUAGGGUCAGAAGUGGAAGUGAGGAGCGACGAGGACGGGUUCAAAGGAGCGUGGUUCAGAGCCACCAUUGUUCAGAGCCCAGCUGCUAGCUCAGCCUCAAAGAAGAAGAAGAGGGCUCUGGUGGAGUACAAGACCUUGGUCACCGAAGACGGGUCUCAGCAGCCACUGAAAGAACAAGUCGAUUCCGCUUACAUAAGGCCUCUGCCGCCUCACGUGGCUGACCAAGAUCUUGAAUACGGCCACAUAGUCGACGCCGACUACAAAGACGGUUGGUGGACCGGAGUUAUUGACAAGGUUGUCAAGAAGAACUCCAAAUAUAGGAUCUUCUUUGAGAACCCGCCCGACUUUCUGGAAUUCGAGAGAGACCGUCUGCGACUCCAUCAGGAUUGGGUUGCCGGCUUUUGGGUCCGCCCCGACAAGCAGCAGAUACUGAGUGCUUCAGAUUCUCAACAAGCGGAAGAGCAUCGGCUGCGACUGCUGCCUGUCCAAAAUGAUUCCAACCAUCCUGAGGUGGCUGCACAACCGAAAACUUCAGGUGCUGCAGGGGAUAACCCUGAAUCAACUAGUUCAAAGAAGAAUCUUGUGGAGCAGUCAAGUUGUACCCAAAGCAUCAAGGAUGUAGCGCCUAAUGGUGGUGCUACAGACUCGCGUCCUUUGAAAAAGUUAAAGGACGACAAAGUGUCAGAGGCUACAUUAUCUGUUACACCACGGCAAUUGAGGAAAACUCCAAAUGAUAAAGAAAUGCUAUCUGAAUUAGCCACUGCGACCAGGGAAAGCAGUGGAACUAGAGGAUCAAGACGAGUAAGAAAACCGGCUGUUAGUCAUCAGCUUUUUCACGUAGAGAGCUUGGUUGGUGAAAAGAAAGUUAAGACAAAGCAAGAGAAAGAUGGUGAGCUAGAAAACCACUGGAUGCACUCUGCCAAAAGUAAAGGAAGGCGUUCGAAGGCUCAAGUUGGAAGUGCCCAGGAAGCGUUUAUAUGUGCGCUUCCUAGCCAAGAGAGACAUAAGGAAAAAGGUAAGGAAGGGUAUGGAGUUAUUGGUUCUGCUGGAAAUGUUGUUCAAAAGGAGGGCAUAAGUAAAGAAGCUGAAUUGUCUCUCACUAUAGAGUCAAAGGUUAAUGGAAAGCAGGAUUCAUCAGCUGAAUAUCCAUGUCAGAUUCCCAACGAAGAUUUGCUGAAGCUCGUGAGAGAUCAGAAGAAGAAUGCAAAUGGUCCAGCACAAGAAAACAGCACGGUUACAUCAGCUGAACAUGGCAGUGAUCCAGUUUUGGAUAACCUUCUCCGUAGCCUGGUUCUUUUUCCAGACAUGGAUUUUAAGCAGCAACCAACUGAAGGAAGCAGCCACAAAAGAAAGAGGGGCAGACCUAGAAAGGUUCCUAAAAACUUUAUCGUAAUCACACAAGCCUCACAGGGAGUCAGGGAACUAAAUGGAUCAAGAAAUGUUGUUGACAAAAGUGCUGUAGAAGAUCAGACACUUGAUGAAGUUGCUUUGCAUUUUCCCGGAGGGAGAGAUGCUUCAGAUUCACAAGAUGCGUCCAGGAGAAAUACAGCUGAUGUUCCUGGAACAAGGGGCAUACCAAAUGAAGCUGCUAGGACCCGUGUUCAAGCAUCCGGAAAUAUAGAUGAUGAUGACCAACCUCUCUCCACAUGGUUUGGAGGAAUGCAGGGUCCAGCAAACAUGGAUGAAUUAAGUAAAACUGUUGAACAAGUUAAGCUUGCCAGAGAUUCUACUCCAGUUGAUUCAGUCAGUGACACUGUGCCAGAUGAGAACCAAAUUAUGCCAUUUGUGAAGAGCUCCCCAAUCUGGAAAGCAAUUGAAUCAUUUGACGUAUUCAGAAUAAUGCCACAAAAUCCACAUUUUCGCCCCUUGGUUAAAUGUAAAGAGGAAUAUCGCGAGGGAUUUGCUAUUGGCAAUAUGGUGACCUUUUCCAGUUUGGUGGAGAAGAUAUCGAGUCUGCAUUUUGAUGACCCUAUACAGGUUUUUGAUAGCAUUUUGGAGAGUCUUUUUGACUUGGAAAAAUAUGGAUUCAAUGUCACCGUUUUACGUGGGCGUGUGAACGAACUUUUGUCUAUCAAACAAAGGCAAGGACAGUUUGAGGGCGAAUCAAAAGACGCGGAAAGUAAGAUAGUGGAGCAAACUCAAGAGAAAUCAAAACUUGAAGAUGAGGCUGAUUGCAUCGAGAAAAAAAUAAUUGAGUUAAAGGAGAAGCAUGCAUCGAUCCAGGCAGAGAUAGGGGCUAAAGAGCGUGACAUUGCUAGCUUGCAGUUGAGUCUGGAUGCUAUCAAUGAAAGCAUUAAGAACACACGUUCUGAUUUUGAGAAGGCAGCUUUGGUCCAAUUGAGAUAGGCCUUGAGAGUCUUAUCUACAUUCUUAGUUUUCUUGGAUGGGUGGUAAACCCAUGCUGAGAUUUGUUGAAUUCCUUCGGAGAAGGGAUGUCAAGCUUAUUAGGUAUUACUCCGGAGACUUCUUGUUCUUGGCACUAUAUUUUAACUUCUAGUAUCUAGUCGUGAAUUGCAUAGUUAGGGAUGUUAAUGUAUUGGCUUGCCUAGAUUUUAACUUUCAUAAUGUAGUUUUGAGUUGCAUAGUUUGAUAGUUAGGAAUUGGUGUAGCCUAGAUUGUAACAUUAGUAUUGUUGAAUUGCCUAAUUAAAAAUGUUGUUGUAUUGGCUUGUUGUCCGAGUAUCUUGCCAAAUGAAAAAGCUGGUUUUCUUA
This is a messenger RNA of Rosa rugosa (rugosa rose), 2930 nucleotides long. RefSeq names its product DUF724 domain-containing protein 3-like. The coding region runs from base 169 to 2565 and encodes 798 amino acids. The transcript is spliced from 9 exons. Lineage: Eukaryota; Viridiplantae; Streptophyta; Magnoliopsida; Rosales; Rosaceae. The record is from RefSeq and is a predicted model, not a curated record.